AUGUCUUCCAUCAUCCAAUCCCUCAGCGAUCUAGCCAAGAGCCUCAUCGAAGUUGUCUGGUCUCUCUUCACUACGGCGGGUGACCUUGUGCAAAAGACGGUCGAAUUUGUGCUGCGCUUUUUCAGUGGCGCCAUCAACCUUUUCAUCGAGUUCUUCAAGGGGCUUGUUGAUCUUGCUGGUGGUAUUGUCCAGUUCGUGCUCGGCAACGUCGCGAUGCUCGCCAUUCUUGGGCUCGCCUUCUUCGGAUUCUUGCAGUACCAGCGCAAGCAGGGCAAUACCGUCAAAGUUGGCAACAAGAAGUUGAACUAG
Molecule: messenger RNA, 309 nt
Organism: Didymosphaeria variabile
Lineage: Eukaryota; Fungi; Ascomycota; Dothideomycetes; Pleosporales; Didymosphaeriaceae
Exons: 2
Coding region: 1-309 (102 amino acids)
Source: RefSeq, a predicted model, not a curated record